AACAUAUCUUUUAAGCUUGCUCCACAACCAUUCUCUGUUGGUGCUGAACGAUAUGCUUAUUACGCACUUGAUACUAAACGUCGACGAAAUUAUAAUAUUGCAUUUUCUUCAACAAAAUUCAAUGAAAUCACCAAACGAGUUGGUGUCAAUAAGAAAGUUAUAUUUAUUGAUGUAAAAUAUUAUGCGAUAAGACAGGCUCCAGUGCUUAUUGCACUGUAG
This is a messenger RNA of Racocetra persica, 219 nucleotides long. The record is from the annotation of a GenBank genome assembly. Lineage: Eukaryota; Fungi; Glomeromycota; Glomeromycetes; Diversisporales; Gigasporaceae.